AUGGCUCCCCACAAUCGGAUUCUGCAGCUUCUAGAACGCUAUCCCUGCGAGUAUGAGGAGGCUGGAGAUGUUAAUGUCUUUAUCGUUUCGGCAGUGGUUUGUCGCAUGAAGAGCUGGAUUGACAUUGGGAAUGUUAGGAACCCUAAGAAGAGUGGUGAGUCUGUUGAAGCGGGUGGCAGCUGCCAGCAGGACUCUGUGGUAUCUGGACAUCAGGGGAACCAUGUAACUACUGCAUACAUUUUGCAAGAUGCUUCAGAAGUCAGUGUUCCUGCAGCUGAAUUAGAAAUGGAGAGGCUCAAGCCAAUGGACGAGUUAGUUGAGCUGUGUUUGCGUGGCUUGUCCUCAAUGCCGAUACUACCUUCUUUGUCAAGGCUGCGAAAGUUGACAAACUGA
Linum trigynum is the source of this 393-nucleotide messenger RNA. NCBI's taxonomy places the organism in Eukaryota, Viridiplantae, Streptophyta, Magnoliopsida, Malpighiales, Linaceae. The record is from the annotation of a GenBank genome assembly.